Molecule: messenger RNA, 8957 nt
Organism: Anopheles funestus (African malaria mosquito)
Lineage: Eukaryota; Metazoa; Arthropoda; Insecta; Diptera; Culicidae
Gene: kto
Product: mediator of RNA polymerase II transcription subunit 12
Exons: 11
Coding region: 387-8774 (2795 amino acids)
Biological process (GO): regulation of transcription by RNA polymerase II
Cellular component (GO): mediator complex
Molecular function (GO): transcription coactivator activity
Source: RefSeq, a predicted model, not a curated record
AUGGUCGAACCUGGAUUUUUACGUACUGUUGCAACUGUCAUUAUCCGGCAGCCAUAUUUUGUUUUCCUCGAUCGCCUUCUGGCACCAAUUUUUGGCUUUUAAUUUCUCUUUUUUCUUGUGUGAUCCAUCGUAUCCAUCCAAAUGGUGUGAUUAGUUUGGAAGCAUUGUGUUUCAUAAGUGUGAUCCGCGUAAAGUGCAAACCGGCUGAUGGUGGAGAAGCGUACAACAUCGAAUGGGGUUUCCCUUGGGAACUAGCCUCCACAGCUAGUUCGUCCAACGCCUGGGUGAAAAACAAUCUUGCUGCAUAACUCCAAAGCCAAAGCAGGCGUUUUUCUUUAGCACAAUCAGCUGAUUAUUCGAGCCGUUACUAUACCGAACGCUUCACAAUGAAUAUGCGCCCGUUGAAACGGCCCCGCCUAGGGCCACCGGACGUCUAUCCGCAGGAAGCAAAACAACGGGAAGAUGAAUUAACGUCCACGCACGUCAAACAUGGUUUCGCGACCGAACAUAAACUGUCCGAGGAGUUCGGCACCGCCCGCAAUUGCAACGUGUCGGCGAGUAAGGUCGGUGCCUACUUUAAUGCGAUCUUGGCCAAGAAGGAGGAGCUGAUGACACUGCCGGAUUCGGGACGAAAGAAGCAGCAAAUCAACCCGAAAGACAACUUCUGGCCUGUUACUGCCCGUAACAAAACUACCCUGGAUACGUGGUUCAAAGAUCUGGCCGGAACGAAACCGUUAAGCAGCUUGGCCAAGAAGGCACCGUCGUUUAACAAAAAGGAAGAAAUAUUCGCUAUGUUGUGCGAAAAUCAAGUUACGAUGCAGCGAGCAGCUUGGUUUAUUAAGCUGAGUUCGGCCUACACCGUGGCGGUUUCGGAGGCAAAAAUUAAAAAACGCCAAAUGCCUGAUCCGGCCACCGAAUGGACCGGAACGAUGAUAAAGUUUAUGAAGGAUCUCAUACCGAAGCUGCACGAACAUUAUCACCAGGGUCCGCUGCAGGACAAACCGUCUGCGGGUAGUGCAGGCAGUUCCAGCGGCAUGAGCAGUACAAAUAGCGGCCUUGGAUUGGGUGCCGGUGCAGGUGGUACCAAUCCUUCAACCAUUCCACCGCCCCUUUCCAGCCCGGCAGGGAGCAUGCAUAGCCCGGCCGGUGGUAACCCGGUCGGAGGAUCGAUGCAUGCCCAACAGCAGCAACAGCAGCAGCAACCGAUUUCUCCACAGGAAGAGCAACGAAUAGCCCAGAGACAGUGGAAUUACAGUACGCAGCUCUGCAAGUACAUGUACGAGGAGGGUUUACUGGACAAGCAAGAGUUCCUGAACUGGAUUAUUGAUUUAUUGGAAAAAAUGAAAUCCUCCCCGAACGCGGACGACGGUUUGCUGAGAAUUUAUCUUCCCCUGGCAAUGCAGUACCUGCACGACUUUGUGCAAUCGGAGCGCUUCUGUCGCCGGUUGGCGUAUGCGGUGUCGAAGAAGUUAGCCCAACUGAUAAAUCAGAUGGCGGAGAGCCACAACAUCAAUCUGAACUCACCCGAUCCGGAUGGCAAUGGGAAACAGUCGUCCAACGAAAUGACCGACAGCAAGCAAGAGAAGCAGCACGACAAACCGUCCAAAGAGGGUACGAACGGCACAGUAUCGCAAUCGGCAGACGUGAGCCCUCCGAAGGUGAAUCCGUACGAAAUGAUUUUCGCCGAAUAUUUGCACUGUUCCCACCAUCGGGAUGUAGUGUUGCAGCUGUCGUCCAUCCUGCAGGUCAUCACACUCGAAUGCCCGACUGCGCUAGUGUGGUGCGGUGUCGGAGAAACUCGUUCCUCGUCGGUGCUCUCCGGCAGUCCGCUGGAUCAUUUGCCGGUGGCACCAUCCGCACUGCCGAUGCCGGCCCGAUACGAACAUUCCAAUGAGGACAUUCGUCGGCAACUGUUCGAAGCGGAAGAAAGCAUCAAAGUGCGGUCGCGUCAUGCCGAAUCGCGUUGGUGCAUCGACAAGUGGCAGACAGCUGCUGGGAACGCUAGCCUGAAGAUACUGGCCACACUGGAUGCGCUCGAUGGACAUUGUUUCGAUCGGAUGGAUUCGAACAAUUCGCUCGAUUCAUUGUAUUCGAAGAUUUUCCCACCGUUCCAGGUACAACCGAUCAAACCAUCGGAAAACAGUUCAGGAGGAAGUGGUAAUGGACAAGGCAGUGCCGCCGGUGGUGCUAACACUGCUGAUGGGAAAGAUGCGGCCACAAAGCAGUUUGAAUAUAACGUUGAACAAGAUUCAUCGAUUGUGAAGAUUCUUUGCGAAUGGGCCGUUUCGUGGCAGCGUUGGGGCGAACACCGGGCAAUGGUAGUGGCCUGGCUGCUUGAUAAACGACAGAACGAAGUGUUGACGGCGCUGGAAAACGAUAGCUACAACAACGCUCUCAACAAUUCGGACGACAAAGACUCGGUUUUGUCGGGCAGUGGUUUAAACGGAGGCCAGCCCGUGUUUCAACAUAUCUUGAUGAACUUUCUCGACCAUGACGCACCAGUACUGGAAGAAGGCGGUAGUUCGCAGAACAAGUCCCAGUUUACGAAUCUGGUACAUUUGUUUAGCGAGCUUAUUCGCCAUGACGUGUUUUCACACGAUGCUUACAUGUGCUGCUUGAUCUCGCGUGGUGAUCUACUGACAGGCGCCGGUGGUAUGUUGUCGCUCGACAGCCAUGGGAUGUGUAACGCCGGGUUGGGCACGGGACCAAUAUCGAACAAACCCGCCACCAGCUCGUCCCCGAACAAUGGUGGCGGGAUGGAGGAUGAUGUGCUGCAAACGGAUUUUAAAGCCAAGCUGGAGGAUUUGGAUGAUUCGAAUGUGGAUGACGAUCUUGACAAGCUGCUGCAGCACAUUAAAGAGGAUCAGCAAAAUUCGAUGGAUGCACCGGAUAGCCCGAAAGAUCCGGAGCAUGCAGCUCCCUCGGUAACGGGCCUUGGUAAAGCUGAGUCAUCCAGUCGCCAUUUUCUGUACACCGAACAUUUCCCGCUCUGUCAGGAUGAUCCCAUCUCCCAGCAUGAUUGCAACCAGCGGUACAUCUUGCUGUACGGAGUGGGCAAGGAGCGAGACGAGAAGAAGCACGCGGUGAAGAAAAUGUCGAAAGAAAUCUGUAAACUGUUCUCGAAAAAGUUUAGCAUCGACGUGGCCGAGGGAGGCAAAGUGAAGAAGCACUCGCGCAGUGAGUUUAACUUCGAGUCCACCUCGAACAAGUGUCAGGCAAUGUCGUACUUUGACCAGCACGUUGUCACCUGGCAGUGUGCGGUACAGGUGCAGGAAAUGCUAAAUGCCUUUGCCGUCGGCAAUAGCAACUAUCUGCCAGUUCAAGAGCACGUGGCGUUCCUGUUUGAUCUGAUGGAGUCGGCGUUCAACAUUUACGGGUUGAUCGAUACCUGCAUCCAGAUUUUGCGCGAGCUGCCCGAGGUGGAACUGCAGUUGAUUGGCAAAAGUUCGUUGGCACUAGUGCGUAGCUAUACGACAUCGCUCAGCCUGUAUGUGGUGGGUGUCCUGCGACGGUACCAUUGCUGUUUACUGCUUUCGCAGGAACAAACGACAGCGAUCUUCGAGGGACUAUGCCGGAUUGUGAAGCACGUGAGCAACCCGAGCGAUUGCAGCUCGGCCGAACGAUGUAUUCUUGCCUAUCUGUACGAUCUUUAUUCGGCCUGUUCGUCCUUGAAAUCCCGCCCCCAGCAGGAACCCUUCCACAAUGCGUACCCGAAGAUCAAGCAGGCGUUAUACACACCGCUCCAACCGACUCCCUCGGCGCAUACAUACAAUCCGCAGUUUAUGAUUGAAAUUAUCACCAAUCCUCGGCGUGGUGGCAAGAUCGAAAGCGCUUGGGCUAGACAACUGAACGAAUCUGCCUCCAAUCGGUACAGCUUCGUGUGCAAUGCCGUGGUGGCGGUUACGCGCGAUAUCGACAACGAUUGUCUGAACGACAUCGCGGCCAUGUGUGCGGAACUUACGGCGUGCUGCAACUCGCUCAGUACCGAAUGGUUGGGUGUGUUGAUUGCACUGUGCGGUUCGAACCGCGAUGCCGGCUACUACGUGGAUGUUCUGACACAGGUGGACGUCCAGAACACUAACAUCCACAACGCACUGUCGGUGUUCACGAGCAUCCUGGUGGCGAGACAUUGCUUCUCGUUGGAGAACUUUGUGGCACACGUGGCCUUACCAUCGCUGGUGCAGGCUUGUAAAGGACGUGGUGAAACAACGCCAGAAAUAGAGGCGGGCGCACGAUUGUCCUGCCAUCUGUUACUGAGGCUCUUCAAAACGAUCGAAUGUCCACAGCCAGGACUGUACUCGGUGAGCACAUCACCUAACCCAAUAACGGUCGGAAACGCCCAUAACAUCAAGCUGAGUUGCGAUCGACAUCUGCUAGCUGCGGCACACAAAAACAUUGGCGUAGCGCCGGUGUUGGCCGUCCUGAAGGGUAUACUCGUGGUGGGCGAUGCUACUGCACACAAGGUUUCUUCGAUAUUCGGCACUGGCAAGCGAAGUGGACUCAACACACCGGUACACCCAGGCAGCACGCCAAAAAGCAUGACUGGAUCGGGUGAUUUAAGCCACAUUCUGGGCACGAGCGAUCUUUCCAUACUGGGCAAUCCGGAUGAAUCGAUGCUGGAUGUUUCGAUGAUCGAACUGGAGGAACUCUCUCCAACCGCCUCCGCUCGAUUAUACUCUAGCAGGUGUGCGAAUGGUUUGCCGUUUGAGCAGCAAAACUCUCAUCUGAACCAGGAGAACGCGACAAGUCUGUCGGAUUUCGCGCAACAUGUGCUGCGCCAAAUUUGCUCACAGGAAUGGGUCCUGGAACGCUGCCUUCAACAUGCGGAAGAAUUAUGUCAGCAUGGUAUGCUGAUCGAUAAUCUACUGACGGCUAAGCAAGCGCAACGUUUGCUGCACAUGAUUUGCUAUCCGGAGCACGAAUCCAAUCUGAUCGCCGAACUAGAUCAGAAGGCGAUCAUUGUGCGUAUACUGGAAAAUCUGGAACAAUGGUCGCUACGCAUUUCUUGGUUAGAUUUGCAACUGAUGUUCAAGCAAACUAACUGCAGCUCACCGGAUCUGUCCAACUGGCUUGAUAUGGUGGCCAGGGCUGCUAUUGAUGUGUUUCGCGUCAACGAGUUCAUUAUGAGCAACCCGGACGUGAAGCAGGAGAAGGUAAAACCCUCGACCUGGUUGGUGGCGCCAUUGGUUUCGAAACUGCCGAGUGCGGUUCAGGGAAGAAUCUUAAAAGUAUCGGGACAGGUGCUGGAGAGUACGAGCAUGUUUAGCAAGCACAAGGAUGGCAAUGGUGGUAAUAACAGUAGCAACAAUAACAGCCACAACCAUGGAGCUAAUAGUAACAGUUCGGUCAGCUCGAAUGGUAGCACCUUCGGCAGCAAGCAGUCGUCGCAGCUAAAUCAUCAACCAUUCCUUGGGCUGGUGCUGACCUGCCUUAAGGGACAGGACGAGCAGAAGGAAGGUUUGCUUCAAUCGCUAUACUCGCAGCUAUCGCAAUUCCUACAAAAUCGGGACCAAAGUCUCGAAACUAUUGGUGGUAUUGAAGAUCCUUGUGGGUUUGAGAAAAUGCUUGACGCACUACAGUUGCGCUACUCGCUUGUUGGUGGACUAUUCGAUGCGAUUAUGAAAAAUGCCACCUCUACUACGGACUGGGCAAUUUUGUUUGCCCAGCUUAUCAGCCAGGGUGUCAUUGAUUUAAGCAACAAUUCUGAACUGUUUACUACAACACUGGACAUGUUGGCCACGUUGAUACAUUCAACGCUUGUCAGCGACAGCCAGACGGAGCGUGAUGAGAACAAGAAAUUGUACACUAAUCUCAUGAAGAAACUACGUAAGGAGUUGGGUGACAAGAAUGGUCCGUCGAUCAAAUACGUUCGGCAGUUGUUGCCGCUAGCGAAGCAAACGUGCGAAGUGCUUACGUGCGACUCGGCCGGAUCAUCAACGGACGCGAAAGGCAAUAAAAUCGCAAUUGAUAGUAUCGAAAAGAAGAACGGUCUUCGACUAGGAGACAAACAACGUGUGAGCGUUUGGGAUCUAUUGGAAGGUCACAAAAAUCCCGCACCCCUAUCAUGGGCAUGGUUUGGAGCGGUGAAAAUUGAACGCAAACCCCUAGCAUACGAAGAAACGCACCGCUUGCUAAAGUAUCACACGCACAGCCUGUUUAAACCGAGCAGCUACUAUUAUGAACCGCUUCCAUUGCCUCCCGAAGAAGUAGACCCCUUACCCGACAAGCUGAAAGACGAUAUGAAAGCCGAUACGCCUUCGUCCGAUCAAUCGCCGGCACCGAGUACGGGCUCGAAGAAGAGCAAAACGACUCGCAAAAGGAAACCGAAAGCCACGGCAGCAGCACAAGUACAACAAAGCCAACCGCAACAACCGAUCAUGCCAGCGAUUGUACCGCAAACCGCUGCAGGACCACAGCAAUUACAGCAAAUGCAACAACAGCAGCAGCAGCAACAGCAGCAACAACAGCAACAGAUGCAACAGCAGCAAUCGCUACAACAGCAGCAGCACUUGCAGCAACAGCAGCAGCAACAGUUGCACCUGCAGCAGCAACAGGCACAACAGCAGCAGCAUCUGCAGCAACAGCAACAGCAGCAGCUUCAGCAACUGCAACAACAACAGCAACAGCAGCUUCAGCAGCAACAGCAGCAAAAUCAAAUGAUGAUGCAACAGCAACAGCAAAGCAACAUUCCGCAGCAACAGCAAUCAGCGCUGCAACAGCAGCAGCUUGGAUCGCAACAACCACAGCAACAGCAGGUUGCUAUGACACCUCAGCAAACGCUACAGCAGAUGCAAAACAGCAACAUGGGAUCGAUGCAAAUGGGCGGUCCGAUGAACACCAUGAAUCAACAGCAUAUGCAACAACAGUACGGUCAAGCCAAUCCAGCCCAGCUGGUCGCACAAGGCAACAUCGGAGGUAUGCAGACGGGAAUGGGUGGACUUGGAGCUGGAAUGGGUGGUAGUAUGAUGAAUCAGCAGCAACAGCAGCAGCAGGGCCCGCAGCAACAGCAGCCUCAACAAGCUCAACAAGCGCAGCAAGCACAACAAGCUCAACAGCAACAGCAACAACAGCAAUCUCAAGGCAAUCCAAAUAUGGGCUUCGUUGGCAAUGUAAACCCCAUGGCACAGUUGGCACAACAGCAAGGAGGCAACCAGCAGUGGGGUGGUUAUGGGUCCAUGCAGCAACAGCAUCAACAGCAACAGCAACAACAACAGCAGCAACAACAGCAGCAACAGGGACCACAGGCACAAGCACAACAGCAACAACAAACUCCACAGCAAGCUCAGCAGGCAUCACAGCAGCAAGGACCUCAGCAAGGACCCCAGCAAGGAUCUCAGCAAGGGCCGCAGACACAGCAGCAGCUGCAACAGCAACAACAACAGCAACAAAUGUUCUAUUCCGGAAUGGGUCAAGCAACGAUGACACGCUUCGAUCGGCCUCAGUUGAACACAAACUCAAAGCAGGCUCUCUCGAACAUGUUGCGCUCAAAGUUGCCAAUCAAUGCUGGUCAUCCGGCCGGUUUUAUGCAACCGCAGCAACAGCAGCAGCAGCAACAGCAACAACAGCAGCAACAGCAGCAGCAACAACAGCAACCACAGCGCAAUCCCCAGCAACAGUUUAUGCGUGGUCCGUUGCGGACCGGUAUGCCGGGCAAUCCGAUUGUCGGCGCACAGGCCGGCAUGGGUCCGAUGAAUCCGGCCAUGGCUGGUGGCAAUGCAGGCAUUGGAGCGACGGGAGGUGGUGCGGUGAUGGGUGCUCAGGCUAUGGCUGCUGGUGGCAUGAUGGGAGCAGGGCAAGGAGCUCAGAGCCAGCAAACUGCUGGAGGAAUAAUGAAUCAAAAUACUCCGGCCAUGAUGGGCACUACCGGGGGCUCGAUUAUGGGUCAAUCCGGUGGCAGUAUGAUACAGACGAGCAUGAUGAAUCCUCAGCAAAAUCCAGCGUUAGUUGGACAGGGAAUGGGCAGUGGUGGAGGAAUCGGUGGAGCUGGCGGUAUGGCAGGAAAUAGUGGUAUGGGAGGAAGCGCCGCUGGAAUGGGAGCAAGUGGCGGCGGAAUGGUAACAUCUGGCGGAAUGGUUAGUGCCGGAAUGGGCAGCGCAGGAAUCGGCAAUGCAGCUCCAAUGGGUGGUGGACAGAGCGGUAUGGGCGGUACCAGCGGAAUGCCGAAUGCAGGUGGAAUGGGUAAUCCGUCCAUGGGCAACCCUGGCAUGGGCAUGCAAAAUAUGCAGCAAUCGGGCAACAUGCAGGGUGGCAUGUUCCAAGGACAGAACGUGCCGUACCAAAACGUCAAUCAGAACUAUCCCAACUACGGGAACCAGGGCCUGGGCCAGCAGGGUGGACAGGGAAGCGGUAUGAUGGGUAACUUUAAUCAGAUGGCCCAGCAACAGCGCACUACUCAGGCAGAGUUUCUGGCACAACAGCGUGCGGCAAUGGUGGCCGGCCGGGGUCAGUAUGGGCAACAUGCACCGAAUGUGACGAUGGGUAAUAUGGGUGUAAACCAGGGUGCGGUUCCACCGUAUCCUCGCCAAGGUGGUAAACCGGGAGUUGGUAAUAUGCCUCAGAAUCAGCAACAGUUCCAGCAGCAACGGAUGCGCUUAAUAAUGCAGCAACAUUCAGGCAUGGGUCAAGGCAGUAACGCGCAAGGUAUGAUGCAAAACCAAGGGCAAGGCAUGAGUACGCAACAAACGCCAAAUCUGGUGGCUCAGCUGCAGCGCCAGAUGCCCAACCAGAACAACAUGAUGGGCCAGCAAUACCCUCAUCAACCUCCGCAGUAUUAAGCAAGAUCGAGGAGCCCCCCGGCGCACUCACAUGCACGAGAAGAAAUGGUCUGGGGAGACAGACACAGGACAUCUUCGUACUAGUACAUAUAUUUAUUACCACUGUGACUUUGAGGAGACGCAUAUAUUUCUUAGGAAUGAAAUAGAAGCAUCGCAAUAAACGGAGUAUAAGUAAUACAAUGA